Mucor mucedo is the source of this 2138-nucleotide messenger RNA. Its product is annotated as heat shock 70 kDa protein. Gene Ontology annotation, molecular function: misfolded protein binding; ATP binding; ATP hydrolysis activity. Bases 28 to 1998 code for a protein of 656 amino acids. Gene Ontology annotation, biological process: endoplasmic reticulum unfolded protein response; protein refolding; cellular response to unfolded protein. Lineage: Eukaryota; Fungi; Mucoromycota; Mucoromycetes; Mucorales; Mucoraceae. The transcript is spliced from 2 exons. Gene Ontology annotation, cellular component: cytoplasm; membrane; endoplasmic reticulum lumen. The record is from RefSeq and is a predicted model, not a curated record.
ACCGUAAAAAGUUUUUAUAUAUACAAAAUGCAGAAACAGGCCACCUUAUUGGCCCUUUUCGCCAUUAUAUUUGCGCUGUUUAUUAGUACAUCUUCCGCAGCCGCUGAGGACAAAGAAGCUUAUGGAACUGUUAUCGGUAUCGAUUUGGGUACAACUUACUCUUGUGUUGCUGUUCAAAAGAACGGACGUGUUGAAAUUAUUGCUAAUGACCAAGGUCAUCGUAUCACCCCCUCAUAUGUUGCUUUCACUGAUGACGAACGUUUAAUCGGUGAUGCUGCCAAGAAUCAAUUCUCUGCCAACCCUGAACGUACUGUUUUUGAUGCUAAGCGUCUUAUUGGUCGUCGUUAUACCGAUAAGGAAGUCAAGCAAGAUAUGAGACACUUCCCCUUCUCUAUUGUCAACAAGAAUGGUGCUCCCAACAUCAAGGUUGCUGUUAAGGGUGAAGAUAAGGUCUUCACUCCUGAGGAAAUUUCCGGUAUGGUUUUACUCAAGAUGAAGGAGACUGCUGAAGCUUACCUUGGUAAGGCUGUCACCCAUGCUGUUGUUACUGUCCCCGCUUAUUUCAACGAUGCCCAACGUCAAGCUACUAAGGAUGCUGGUACUAUUGCUGGUUUAAACAUUAUUCGUAUUCUCAAUGAACCUACUGCCGCUGCUAUUGCUUACGGUUUGGAUAAGACUGGUGGUGAGAAGAACGUCCUCGUCUACGAUUUAGGUGGUGGAACCUUCGAUGUGUCUCUCUUGUCUAUUGAUGAUGGUAUCUUUGAAGUUUUGGCUACUGCUGGUGAUACUCACUUGGGUGGUGAAGAUUUUGAUGCUCGUGUUAUUGAUCACUUUGUUAAGGUCUGGAAGAAGAAGAACGACGGUGAGGAUAUUACUAAGGAUCUUAAGACUAUGAGUAAGCUUAAGCGUGAGGUUGAAAAUGCUAAGCGUGCUCUUUCUUCUCAAAUGUCUGUUCGUGUUGAGAUCGAAUCUUUCUUCCAAGGUAAAGACUUUUCCGAAACAUUGACUCGUGCCAAGUUCGAGGAACUCAACAACGAUUUGUUCCGUAAGACCUUGAAGCCUGUCGAACAAGUCAUCAAGGAUGCUGGUUUCACCAAGGAGAAGGUUGACGAAAUUGUUCUCGUUGGUGGUUCUACUCGUAUUCCCAAGGUCCAAAAGCUCCUCACUGAUUUCUUCAACGGUAAGAAGCCUUCUAAGGGUAUUAACCCUGAUGAAGCUGUUGCCUUCGGUGCUGCCGUUCAAGGUGGUAUUCUUUCUGGUGAAGAGUCUUCCGAUAAGGUUUUGUUGUUGGAUGUUAACCCUUUGACUCUCGGUAUUGAGACCACUGGUGGUGUCAUGACUAAGCUUAUUCCCCGUAACACUGUUAUCCCCACCAAGAAGUCUCAAAUCUUUUCCACUGCUGCCGAUAACCAACCCACCGUCUUGAUUCAAGUCUUCGAAGGUGAACGUGCUUUGACCAAGGAUAACAACAUCCUCGGUAAGUUUGAAUUGACUGGUAUUGCUCCCGCUCCUCGUGGUGUUCCCCAAGUCGAAGUCACUUUUGAAAUUGAUGCCAAUGGUAUCUUAAAGGUCAGUGCUGCCGAUAAGGCCUCUGGAAAGUCUGAAUCUAUCACAAUUACCAAUGAUAAGGGUCGUCUCUCUGAAGAAGAUAUUGAACGUAUGGUAAAGGAAGCUGAGGAAUUUGCCGAAGAAGAUAAGGCUGUUCGUGACCGUACCGAAGCCAAGAACAAGUUGGAGAACUACAUUUAUACCGUUAAGGGUCAAUUAGGUGAGGAUGGUGCUCUUGCUACCAAGAUCUCAGCCGACGAAAAGGAAUCUAUUGAGGAUGCUAUUAAGGAUAAGCUCUCUUGGAUCGAUGAAAACCCCACUGCUCUUCGUGAAGACUUUGAUGAAAAGCGUGAGGAAUUAGAAUCUGUUAUUAACCCUAUCACUACCAAGUUGUAUGCUGAUGGUUCUUCCGACUCUGAUGAGCCUUUGAGAGAUCACGAUGAAUUGUAAAUUGACUCUAUCCCCCCUCCACAUCUCCAAUCUCCCUCCCCCUUUUAUACGUUAUACACACUUUUUUUUUUUUUUCAAAUUGAAAAAAAAUAGCCUUCAAAUAAAAUAAAUAAAUAAGCACUGUGCUUCUAUUCUCAAUU